UGGGCGCAGGUUCAGCCCCGGGCGACCCCGGCGGGAAGGAAGCCGACCCUCCGUGCUCCGGAUAGGGGCUAGUCACCGAGAGACAGACAUGUCGUGGUUUAGUGGCCUCCUGGUCCCCAAAGUGGAUGAACGGAAAACAGCCUGGGGUGAGCGCAAUGGGCAGAAGCGUCCCCGCCGUGGGACCCGGACCGGUGGCUUCUGCACGCCCCGCUAUGUGAGCUGCCUCCGGGACGCACAGCCCCCCAGCCCCCCCCCUGCAGCCCCCCCUCGGUGCCCCUGGCAGGACGAGGCCUUCGUCCGGAGGGGUGGCCCAGGCAAGGGCCCGGAGCUGGGGCUGCGCGCGGUGGCCCUGGGCUUUGAGGACACGGAGGCGACGGCCGACGUGGCCCCUGACGUGACAGCCGGGCGUCGGCGGUCCUGCUGGCGGCGCCUGGCCCAGGUGUUCCAGUCCAAGCAGUUCCGCUCGGCCAAGCUGGAGCGCCUGUACCAGAGGUACUUCUUCCAGAUGAACCAGAGCAGCCUGACGCUGCUCAUGGCCGUGCUGGUGCUGCUGGCCGCCGUGCUGCUCGCCUUCCACGCGGCGCCCGCCCGCCCUCAGCCCGCCUACGUGGCCCUGCUGGCCGGCGCCGCCACCCUCUUCGUGGCGCUCAUGGUGGUGUGCAACCGGCACAGCUUCCGCCAGGACUCCAUGUGGGUGGUGAGCUACGUGGUGCUGGGCAUCCUGGCAGCUGUGCAGGUGGGGGGUGCCCUGGCGGCCACCCCCCGCAGCCCCUCCGUGGGCCUCUGGUGCCCUGUGUUUUUUGUCUACAUCACCUACACGCUCCUCCCCAUCCGCAUGCGCGCAGCGGUCUUCAGUGGCCUGGGCCUCUCCACGCUGCAUUUGAUCCUGGCCUGGCAACUCAACCGCGGCGACGCCUUCCUCUGGAAGCAGCUGGGUGCCAGCAUGUUGCUGUUCGUCUGCACCAAUGUCAUCGGCAUCUGCACGCACUACCCGGCUGAGGUGUCUCAGCGCCAGGCCUUUCAGGAGACCCGUGGUUACAUCCAGGCCCGGCUGCACCUGCAGCAUGAGAAUCGGCAGCAGGAACGGCUGCUGCUGUCCGUGUUGCCCCAGCAUGUUGCCAUGGAGAUGAAAGAAGAUAUCAACACAAAGAAAGAAGACAUGAUGUUCCACAAGAUCUACAUCCAGAAGCAUGACAAUGUCAGCAUCCUGUUUGCAGACAUUGAAGGCUUCACCAGCCUGGCAUCCCAGUGCACCGCGCAGGAGCUGGUCAUGACCCUGAACGAGCUCUUUGCCCGGUUUGACAAGCUGGCUGCGGAAAAUCACUGCCUGAGGAUCAAGAUCUUAGGGGACUGUUACUACUGUGUGUCGGGGCUGCCGGAGGCCCGGGCAGAUCAUGCCCACUGCUGUGUGGAGAUGGGCGUGGACAUGAUCGAGGCCAUCUCGCUGGUGCGUGAGGUGACCGGCGUGAACGUGAACAUGCGCGUGGGCAUCCACAGCGGGCGUGUGCACUGUGGCGUCCUUGGCCUGCGGAAGUGGCAGUUCGACGUGUGGUCCAAUGACGUGACGCUGGCCAACCACAUGGAGGCGGGGGGCCGGGCCGGCCGGAUCCAUAUCACCCGGGCCACGCUGCAGUACCUGAACGGGGACUACGAGGUGGAGCCAGGCCGCGGCGGUGAGCGUAACGCCUACCUCAAGGAGCAGCACAUCGAGACCUUCCUCAUCCUGGGAGCCAGCCAGAAACGGAAAGAGGAGAAGGCCAUGCUGGCCAAGCUGCAGCGGACGCGGGCCAACUCCAUGGAAGGGCUGAUGCCACGCUGGGUGCCCGACCGUGCCUUCUCCCGGACCAAGGACUCCAAGGCUUUCCGCCAGAUGGGCAUUGAUGACUCCAGCAAAGACAACCGGGGUGCCCAAGAUGCCCUGAACCCCGAGGACGAGGUAGAUGAGUUCCUGGGCCGUGCCAUCGAUGCCCGCAGCAUCGAUCAGCUACGGAAGGACCACGUGCGCCGCUUCCUGCUCACCUUCCAGAGAGAGGACCUUGAAAAGAAGUACUCACGGAAGGUGGACCCCCGCUUCGGAGCCUACGUGGCCUGUGCGCUGUUGGUCUUCUGCUUCAUCUGCUUUAUCCAGCUCCUCGUCUUCCCACAUUCAACACUGAUGCUUGGGAUCUAUGCCAGUAUUUUCCUGCUGUUGCUGAUCACCGUGCUGACUUGUGCCGUGCCCUCCUGCGGCUCUCUCUUCCCCAAGGCCCUGCGACGUCUUUCCCGCAGCAUCGUCCGCUCUCGGGCACACAGCACUGGGGUUGGCAUCUUUUCAGUCUUGCUUGUGUUCACCUCUGCCAUCGCCAACAUGUUCACCUGUAACCACACCCCCAUACGGACCUGUGCAGCCCGGAUGCUGAAUGUAACACCCGCUGACAUCACUGCCUGCCACCUGCAGCAGCUCAAUUACUCUCUGGGCCUGGAUGCUCCCCUCUGUGAGGGCACCGCACCCACUUGCAGCUUCCCUGAGUACUUCGUUGGGAACAUGCUGCUGAGUCUCUUGGCCAGCUCUGUCUUCCUGCACAUCAGUAGCAUCGGGAAGUUGGCCAUGAUCUUUGUCCUGGGGCUCAUCUAUUUGGUGCUGCUUCUGCUGGGCCCCCCAGCCACCAUCUUUGACAACUAUGACCUGCUGCUUGGUGUCCAUGGCUUGGCUUCUUCCAAUGAGACUUUCGAUGGGCUGGACUGCCCAGCUGCGGGGAGGGUGGCGCUCAAGUACAUGACCCCAGUGAUUCUGCUGGUGUUCGCCCUGGCACUGUAUCUGCAUGCCCAGCAGGUGGAAUCGACGGCGCGUCUGGACUUCCUCUGGAAGCUGCAGGCAACAGGGGAGAAGGAGGAGAUGGAGGAGCUGCAGGCCUACAACCGAAGGCUGCUGCACAACAUCCUGCCCAAGGACGUGGCCGCCCACUUCCUGGCCCGGGAGCGCCGCAACGACGAACUCUACUACCAGUCGUGCGAGUGCGUGGCCGUCAUGUUCGCGUCCAUCGCCAACUUCUCCGAGUUCUACGUGGAGCUGGAGGCCAACAAUGAGGGUGUUGAGUGCCUGCGGCUGCUCAACGAGAUCAUCGCCGACUUCGAUGAGAUCAUCAGCGAGGAGCGCUUCCGGCAGCUGGAGAAGAUCAAGACGAUUGGUAGCACCUACAUGGCGGCCUCAGGCCUGAACGCCAGCACCUAUGAUCAGGCGGGCCGCUCCCACAUCACCGCCCUGGCCGACUAUGCCAUGCGGCUCAUGGAGCAGAUGAAACACAUCAAUGAGCACUCCUUCAACAAUUUCCAGAUGAAGAUUGGGCUGAACAUGGGCCCAGUCGUGGCAGGCGUCAUUGGGGCUCGGAAGCCGCAGUAUGACAUCUGGGGGAACACAGUGAAUGUCUCUAGCCGUAUGGACAGCACGGGGGUCCCUGACCGAAUCCAGGUGACCACGGACUUGUACCAGGUUCUAGCUGCCAAAGGCUACCAGCUGGAGUGUCGAGGGGUGGUCAAGGUGAAGGGCAAGGGGGAGAUGACCACCUACUUCCUCAACGGGGGCCCCCCCAGUUAACAGGGCCCAGCUACAAAUUCAGCUGUCAGGACCAAGGUGGGCAUCUGAGUGGACUCUGAGCUCGCUCAGUGGAGCCGUGGCAGGGGGCACGAAGCCUCCAGACCCUGCUGACCACAGAAGGGAGCACACCAGCAGGCUGUGUUUGGACCAUGCUCGUCUGCUCUCAGGCUGGUGAACAAGGGAUACCAAGAGGAUUAUGCAAGUGACUUCUACUUUUCUAACUGGGAUAGGGCUGUUGCCUCUUUGUUCCAGCUUUUGGGAGCUGGGAGGGCCGGCGGGGGGAGGGGGACAUCAGCAGAGGCGGAAGGAGCCCUCCUGUCUGAGGGAUUAAAAUGGCAGCUUGCCAUGCCUACCCUUUCCCUGUCUGUCUGGGCAACAGACUCAGGGCUGGGCCCUUCCUUUCCCUCUUUUUUCCUGGGAAUAUUUUGUACAAAGACUGGGGCAGGCCUGAGGAGUGCCUAUUCCGUGCUUGCCUCUGCAGUGCCUGCGUCCCCAGCACUGGCCUUGGGUACCCCACCCCGGUCAGGUCUCCCUCCUAGGCACAGGGCAGAGGAGGGUGAUGCCCUGGGGACCCAGCUCUGUCCAUGUUUCAGGGGAAUGUUUCCAUUUGCCAAAUCCUAGUCCCAUGAUCUGUCCCCAAAGGGGAACAAAGGGACUUUUGACAGCUCAGAUUUAGCCCCAGUUCCUGCACAGCUCCAGGGAAAGGGGCAUCUGGCCUCAUUGGUACUGUGAAAAUGCCCAGCCAGAGAGCAAGCGUGUGUGUGCGGAUGUCAGACCAGGAGUUGAAAGUUCACGGGCAGGUGCCAAAGAGAGCAGGCCAGCCAGGGAGCGGGGUGGUACCAGACUCCAUCUGAGGGCCCCACUGGGGUCAUGAUCAGGUAACUCUG
Leptonychotes weddellii (Weddell seal) is the source of this 4461-nucleotide messenger RNA. NCBI's taxonomy places the organism in Eukaryota, Metazoa, Chordata, Mammalia, Carnivora, Phocidae. The record is from RefSeq and is a predicted model, not a curated record.